Ipomoea triloba (trilobed morning glory) is the source of this 2353-nucleotide messenger RNA. RefSeq names its product glycerol-3-phosphate dehydrogenase SDP6, mitochondrial. Bases 95 to 1981 code for a protein of 628 amino acids. Gene Ontology annotation, cellular component: mitochondrion; glycerol-3-phosphate dehydrogenase (FAD) complex. The transcript has 7 exons. Gene Ontology annotation, biological process: glycerol-3-phosphate metabolic process. Gene Ontology annotation, molecular function: glycerol-3-phosphate dehydrogenase (quinone) activity. The record is from RefSeq and is a predicted model, not a curated record. NCBI's taxonomy places the organism in Eukaryota, Viridiplantae, Streptophyta, Magnoliopsida, Solanales, Convolvulaceae.
AAAAGCAGAGGCACGGAGAAAUUUUAUCAGUUCCCGGAAUCAUCCUUCCCAUUCUGCUCUUACCGGUAGUGUUCGCAACCGAAAAUCACGCGCCAUGUCAACUGCCAUUCGCCUGCGUCGGCUCGGCACUAUCGCCGCCCUUUCCGCCGGAGCGUACACUCUCCUCCGCGAGCCUCCAUUCUCCGCCAAUGACCACGCCGGCAAGUCUGCCUUUGAGACUGUGCAGCGGAGAAUCGCCGACCCCUUCGCCGUCCUGCCGAACCGAGCGGAUCAGGAGGCGGCUUUGAUUGGCUCCACCGCCGCUAAUCCUCUCGAUAUACUCGUUGUCGGUGGUGGCGCCACCGGCAGCGGCGUCGCCCUGGAUGCUGCCACCCGUGGGCUCCGUGUUGGCCUUGUUGAGCGCGAGGACUUCGCUUCUGGCACCUCCUCCAGGUCAACUAAACUAAUUCACGGAGGAGUCCGCUAUUUGGAGAAAGCUUUUUUUAACUUGGACUAUGGCCAGUUGAAGCUUGUUUUUCAUGCCCUCGAGGAACGUAAACAGGUUAUUGACAAUGCUCCACACCUCUGCAAUGCUUUGCCUUGCAUGACACCAUGUUUUGAUUGGUUUGAGGUGAUAUACUACUGGGCGGGCUUGAAAAUGUAUGAUCUGGUCGCAGGACGACACUUGCUGCACUUGUCCAGAUAUUAUUCUGCAAACGAGUCUAUUGAAUUAUUUCCAACACUUGCAAGAAAUGGUAAAGAUAAAACGCUAAAGGGAACAGUGGUAUAUUAUGAUGGACAGAUGAAUGACUCAAGGCUGAAUGUUUCAAUAGCACUGUCUGCUGCAUUAGCUGGAGCUUCUGUUCUUAACCAUGCUGAAGUAGUAUCACUUAUCAAAGAUGACAAUAGUGGGCGGAUAAUUGGUGCCCGUAUUCGGGACAACCAGUCAGGAAAGGAAUUUGACACAUAUGCAAAAGUAGUUGUGAAUGCGGGUGGGCCAUUCUGUGAUUUUUUAAGAAAGCUGGCUGACACCAAUGCAAAACCUAUGAUCUGUCCCAGUAGUGGUGUACAUAUUGUGCUUCCUGAUUACUAUUCUCCAGAGGGGAUGGGUUUAAUUGUCCCCAAAACAAAAGAUGGGCGUGUUGUCUUUAUGCUUCCUUGGUUGGGGAGAACAGUUGCUGGUACCACUGAUUCAAAUACGAUUAUUACAAUGCUGCCAGAACCUCAUGAAGAUGAGAUUGAAUUCAUAUUAGAUGCCAUUUCUGAUUAUCUUAAUGUUAAGGUGCGGCGAACAGAUGUUCUCUCUGCUUGGAGCGGUAUCCGCCCUCUAGCUGUGGACCCUAAUGCUAAGAACACAGCUAACAUAUCCAGAGAUCAUGUUGUCACUGAAGAUUUCCCUGGUUUAGUUACUAUUACUGGUGGAAAGUGGACAACAUAUAGAAGCAUGGCAGAAGAUGCAGUUGAUGCUGCUAUAAAGUCAGGAAAGUUGAUCCCAAAUAAUGAAUGUUUAACAUACAACCUACAACUCAUAGGUGCAGAUGGAUGGGACCCUGCAUCUUUUACAAUCCUUGCUCAACAAUAUGUACGCAUGAAAAGGUCACAUGGUGGGAAGGUUGUUCCAGGUGUGAUGGACACAGCUGCUGCCAAACAUUUAUCUCAUGCAUAUGGUUCUCUUGCUGAAAAAGUGGCUGCUAUAGCUCAGAAUGAACAUUUGGGUAAGCGACUUGCCCACGGGUACCCUUUCCUAGAAGCUGAGGUUGCAUAUUGUGCUCGCCAUGAAUACUGUGAAUCUGCAGUGGAUUUCAUUGCUAGAAGGUGUCGUCUUGCUUUCCUUGACACUGAUGCUGCAAUACAUGCUUUGCCACGUGUUAUAGAGAUUUUGGCAGCUGAACACAAAUGGAACAAGUCCAAACAGAAUCAAGAAUUCCAAAAGGGAAGGGAGUUUUUGGAGACUUUCAAGUCAUCAAAAAAUGCACAGUUCCAUGAUGGGAAGCACACAUAACACGAUAUUGGAAAAAUAUUUGACAGGGUUUAUAUCGCCAUUAGAAGUAAAGUUAUGGAUCCUGCCCCUCCUUUUCCAAGCAUAUAUAUAAUAUGAUUGCUGAAUUAUACAGCCACAGCCUCAUAGUUAUGCUUUUGUCAUGCAAUGUGAACUUUUGGCAUUAAGUUAAAGUUGAUUUUUGCUUUAACUAAUUACAGUUAGGGAAUUGCCAGAAUAAUGUAGUUCUCAAAUCUCAAUCAUUUAAACUUGCAGCUCUUUUUCUGUAUUCUGUACCAAAAAGGCCCAAGAUUUUGGUUCCGGGUACAUAAAUUGAUUUUGGGCUGCACUGCACUUCUUCUUAACAGUUUUGCGCUGAACAAACCAUCUUUUUUC